Molecule: messenger RNA, 1096 nt
Organism: Daphnia magna
Lineage: Eukaryota; Metazoa; Arthropoda; Branchiopoda; Diplostraca; Daphniidae
Exons: 2
Coding region: 165-971 (268 amino acids)
Source: RefSeq, a predicted model, not a curated record
GUUUUUCAAUGACGCAAUCUUUCACGUUUCGAAUGAGUUAAAGCGCGAAAAUUAGCCAACAUCGGCCGACUAUAUAAAGGGCAGUGAACUUUGACUUGAUCGGCUCAGUCGUACAGCUCGUUUGGUCCUGCACACGUUAUCAUCGUGUCUGAAAAAUCUGAAAAAUGACUACGAUCGCCCCGACGCUGUACUCGACCACGAUUGCCCCGGCUUACGUUACGACUGGUCCGUCUUACAGCGUUGUCGACGCUGGUCCGGCUUACAUUUCUCCUCAAAUGUCGAUCCCCAUUCCGUUGACUCCGAUGGUAAUGAUGCCCGAGCAUCUGCUGGUGGAACAAGACACGGAAGAGUUCGGCUUCUCUAAAUUGUUGAAGAAAGUCAUCGCUCUGCCGUUGGCCAUUGUUCUUCCCAUCGCCAUUCCGCUGAUCGUCAUCAUCAAAUACCUCUUAGCUGGCCGAGGUCUUAUUAACAAGCCUUUCAUCAACAGCGCAGGAUUCGCGACGCAAGUUCCAGUAACGCCAGAGUUCCAGCAAACGACGCCCUUCUUCACCACCACUCCGAUGCCCAACGUCUACGGCGGACCCCAGAAUUACGGCAGCGCGCCGCAGGGAUACGGGGAAGCGCCGCAAGGAUAUGGCGGAGCACCACAGGAUUUCCAGGGUGGACCCCAAGGAUGGAAUCGGAAGCGCCGUGAAGCCAACGAGACUAGUUCCGGCCUUCCGUCGAUGAGUUUGGCGCAAGUCGAGAAAUUGACGCAAGUCGUGUUUGCUGCCAUGCGUUCGCAGGAAUGCAUCCAGCGUUUGGUCUGCGAAUUGGGUUCCAUGUCCAAAUCGUUUUCGGACACUGCCCAUUCUGUGACGGUGGCCGUAGAGUCGUUUGUUCCGGAAUCGAUCAAAGAGUCGUACCAAGUGUUUGUCAAAGCGGACCAUUGCGAACAAUACGUUUGCGGUUCGCUGGCAGUCAAGAAGUGAUGCAAUGUCUACGUUAACCCAAAAUACCCUAAUGUUGCAAUUCUCUACAGUGCAGUUCAGCUUUUAAAUCUGAUAUCAUUUACGUCUUGUGCAAAAUAAAAGUGAAAGCAUGCUUUAUUAAUUGA